AUGCUUCGCGCUACUGUCACCAAGUUUCCCCAACUCACCUCAGCUGCCACCGCCUCACCCCUCCUGGCCAGAACCACUCGCAUGGUGAUCAAGUUUGUUCCUCAGCAAGAAGCAUGGAUUGUUGAGCGGAUGGGUCGAUUCCAUCGGGCUCUGGAACCAGGUCUGCAAGUCUUGAUGCCUAUUAUUGAUCAGGUCAAGUAUGUCAAGAGUCUCAAGGAGGUUGCCAUUGAAAUCCCUAGCCAGCGUGCCAUCACUCAAGACAAUGUGACACUGGACUUGGACGGAGUGCUCUACCUCCGCGUUGUAGACCCCUACAAGGCCUCCUACGGCGUCGAGGACGCAGAAUUCUCAGUCUCCCAACUGGCUCAAACAACCAUGCGUGCCGAGAUCGGUCUCAUGACCCUUGACCGCACCCUUGCCGAACGUGCCCACCUGAACUCCAACAUUGUCGAGGCUAUUAAUGGCGCCGCGGCAGAUUGGGGGAUCCGCUGUUUGCGUUAUGAGAUCCGUGAUAUCCACCCUCCUGCUAAGGUCGUUGAGAGUAUGCACCAGCAGGUCUCUGCUGAACGUACCAAGCGUGCUCAGAUCUUGGACUCUGAAGGUUCGCGUCAAGCAGCAAUCAACGUUGCAGAAGGUCUGAAGCAAUCCGUGAUCCUGCAAUCAGAGGCCAACAAGGCUGAGCAGAUCAACCAAGCCACCGGCGAAGCAGAGGCAAUUCUCCUCCGCGCCAAAGCAAACGCCGAGGGCAUCUGUCGUAUUGCCGAGGCCAUCACUAACAGUGAGGGUGGACACCAUGCGGUCUCGUUGACGGUUGCUGACAAGUAUGUCGAUGCCUUCUCCAAGCUCGCCAAGGAGAGCACUACCUUGAUCCUGCCAGCUCCUGCCAGUGAUGCCUCCUCCAUGGUUGCUCAGGCGCUUACCAUCUAUGACGGUAUUACCAAGAAGCGUGGUGUCUCUAUUGACCAAGCCGCUCAUCAGAAAUAG
Linnemannia hyalina is the source of this 984-nucleotide messenger RNA. The record is from the annotation of a GenBank genome assembly. NCBI's taxonomy places the organism in Eukaryota, Fungi, Mortierellomycota, Mortierellomycetes, Mortierellales, Mortierellaceae.